Molecule: messenger RNA, 2515 nt
Organism: Neofelis nebulosa (Clouded leopard)
Lineage: Eukaryota; Metazoa; Chordata; Mammalia; Carnivora; Felidae
Gene: MAPK8IP1
Product: mitogen-activated protein kinase 8 interacting protein 1
Exons: 12
Coding region: 298-2379 (693 amino acids)
Biological process (GO): regulation of JNK cascade
Cellular component (GO): cytoplasm
Molecular function (GO): protein binding
Source: RefSeq, a predicted model, not a curated record
GGCUUCAGCGCAACUGCAACUGCCGGGCCAGGCCGGGAAGGAAGCCGCCUGCAGCUGAGGGCUGGGCUGGGAAGCGCUGGGGCCGGGGCCUGGGUCGGCAGCCACUGCCUCUUCUCCUGGCCCAUCUAUUUUUAAUGAGCUCCCCAGGCUUCUGCUGUGGGCAGGACGCAGAAAGGCAGGCCCCGGCAGUGGAAGCCCGAGGCCCCAGCCCUGCCCUGAGCCCUAGCCCCCCAACCCUUCUGGGCAUGAGAGGGUGGCCCUGGGGCCCUGCAGCCCCCCGGCCGGGCAGGGCUCUCCAUGAAGCUGGUGCUGAAGAUGGAUUCGAGCCCAGACAAUGACAGCUGGUUGGAGGACCAGUGGGAGCGCUGGCUCACCCACGACAUCAGCUUGGAGGAGUUUGAGGAUGAAGACCUCUCAGAGAUCACCGAGGAGUGUGGCAUCAGCCUGCAGUGCAAAGACACCCUGUCCUUGCGGCCCCCGCGCGCCGGGCUGCUGUCUGGGGGCGGCGGCAGCGCGGGGAGCCGGUUGCAGGCCGAGAUGCUGCAGAUGGACCUGAUCGACGCGGCGGGGGACACUCCCGGAGCCGAGGACGACGACGAGGAGGAGGAGCGCGCGGCGCGGCGGCCGGGAGCGGGGCCGCCUGAGGCCGAGCCCCGCCAAGAGCCGGCGCCCCGCGGCCAGGGCCAGGGCCAGGGCAGUGGGGACACAUAUCGGCCCAAGCGGCCCACCACGCUCAACCUCUUCCCGCAGGUGCCGCGGUCUCAGGACACACUGAAUAAUAAUUCUCUGGGCAAGAAGCACAGUUGGCAGGAUCGGGUGUCUCGAUCAUCCUCACCCCUGAAGACAGGGGAGCAGACGCCGCCACAUGAACACAUCUGCCUGAGCGAUGAGCUGCCGCCCCCCAGCAGCCCCGCCACCACCAAGGAUCGAGGCACCUCCACCGACAGCCCUUGCCGCCGCAGCGCCGCCACACAGAUGGCACCUCCCGGUGGCCCCCCCACUGCCCCACCGAGCAGCCGCGGCCACUCGCAUCGAGACCGCAUCCACUACCAGGCGGACGUGCGGCUAGAGGCCACCGAGGAGAUCUACCUGACGCCGGUGCAGAGGCCCCCGGACCCUGCAGAGCCCACCUCCGCCUUCCUGCCACCGGCUGAGAGCCGGAUGUCGGUCAGCUCCGAUCCAGACCCUGCCGCCUACCCCUCCACUGCAGGGCGGCCGCACCCCUCCAUCAGUGAGGAGGACGAGGGCUUCGACUGCUUGUCGUCUCCAGAGCGGGCCGAGCCCCCGGGCGGAGGGUGGCGGGGGAGCCUGGGGGAGCCACCGCCGCCUCCGCGGGCCUCGUUGAGCUCGGACACCAGCGCCCUGUCCUACGACUCGGUCAAGUACACGCUGGUGGUGGACGAGCACGCGCAGCUGGAGCUGGUGAGCCUGCGGCCGUGCUUCGGAGACUACAGCGACGAGAGCGACUCGGCCACCGUCUAUGACAACUGCGCCUCUGCCUCCUCGCCCUAUGAGUCAGCCAUUGGGGAGGAAUAUGAGGAGGCCCCCCGGCCGCGGCCCGCUGCCUGCCUCUCCGAGGACUCCACGCCCGACGAGCCCGACGUCCACUUCUCCAAGAAGUUCCUGAACGUCUUCAUGAGUGGCCGCUCUCGCUCCUCCAGUGCGGAGUCCUUCGGGCUCUUCUCCUGUGUCAUCAACGGGGAGGAGCAGGAGCAGACACACCGGGCCAUAUUCAGGUUUGUGCCUCGACAUGAAGACGAACUUGAGCUGGAGGUGGAUGACCCGUUGCUGGUGGAGCUGCAGGCCGAGGACUACUGGUAUGAGGCCUACAAUAUGCGCACAGGCGCCCGGGGCGUCUUUCCCGCCUACUAUGCCAUCGAGGUCACCAAGGAGCCUGAACACAUGGCAGCCCUGACCAAAAACAGCGACUGGGUGGACCAGUUCCGGGUGAAGUUCCUGGGCUCGGUCCAGGUCCCCUAUCACAAGGGCAACGACGUGCUCUGUGCUGCUAUGCAAAAGAUCGCCACCACCCGCCGGCUCACCGUGCACUUUAACCCGCCAUCCAGCUGCGUCCUGGAGAUCAGCGUGCGGGGCGUGAAGAUAGGCGUCAAGGCUGAUGACUCCCAGGAGGCCAAGGGGAAUAAAUGUAGCCACUUUUUCCAGUUAAAAAACAUCUCUUUCUGUGGAUACCAUCCAAAGAACAACAAGUACUUUGGGUUCAUCACCAAGCACCCUGCUGACCACCGGUUUGCCUGCCACGUCUUUGUGUCCGAGGAGUCCACCAAAGCCCUGGCGGAAUCCGUGGGGAGAGCGUUCCAGCAGUUCUACAAGCAGUUCGUGGAGUACACCUGCCCCACGGAAGACAUCUACCUGGAGUAGCGGCGCUGCCCCGCCCUCUACAUCCCCGGGCCCUCGGGCCAGCACCGGGCCAGCUGGCUGCUGACGGGGCUCCGCACUGCUCGAGGAGGGGGGCCCAUCACCACCAGAGGGUGGGGAAGUGGGGGCCUUUGGCGGA